AUGUUUAUUCCCCAAUCCGUCGAGCUCUAUAUCAUCAUCACUUUCGUUUUACUAGCAUUUCUUAAGUGUUGCAUUGUCCGACAACAGCGCGUGUUCGUUCCCCACUGCAUACACCUGUGGUCUGGAGUUUUGCAAAUAUCUCAGCAUUUCAUACGAGUUAUCUUUAUAGGAUACAAUGGUCGCACUUAUGCUUUCGCCAGAGAACGAGUCUAUCAGAUGUGGUACGAUGACGAUCUUCCUCAGAAGGCCUCUUACUUGAUCACUGAGCUUUUUCCCGGUGGUCCGCGAUCGGUGUCUGCAGCGUUGACCAAUUCUCGGUCUGGAGUGACGACUCUAAUAGAUCGACGUACUGCCUAUCGGUUUCGUUGGAACAGAAAGCAUAAACGAUUCCAGCUGGCACGCAAUACACCACAGCAUUUUCCACCAAAUAUUACCAUUACGCCGCAAACAGCGUUUGAAUGGAUGGACGGAAAUCAAAUUCUCCUCUCGGGUGAUAAAUUCGUCAUAUAUGACGCUUACUGGAAUAUGGCCACAUUUGCAGGACUUACAAAGAGGUAUUUCCCAAAAUUACCGAAGGAUUUGCUUGGAAUAGUCUAUACUGGAGGCAGUACGAUGUUAAUGUUUACAAAACGUAACACUGUUAAGGUUUACAACGUUAAGAAAUAUCGUGUUCUACAAGAAUAUCCAUUGAAAAUAAACGAGUAUUUUGGUUGUUUGCUCUAA
Angiostrongylus costaricensis is the source of this 723-nucleotide messenger RNA. The record is from the annotation of a GenBank genome assembly. Lineage: Eukaryota; Metazoa; Nematoda; Chromadorea; Rhabditida; Metastrongylidae.